GUAGCCAUCUGCAGCCUGUACUCCGGAGGAUGCACUGUGUCCAAGCCUGCAUGCUGUCCCCUCACAAGGCAUGACGUUGCGAGGAGGGGGAAACAUGGAUAGGGUGGAAAACAGCACAGAGAAGGAACAUCAAGACCCUGGGCUCUGGAACUUGGAUGAUCUGAUCACCUGCUUUGCUGAGGAGAAGAUCUGUGUGUCAUUUGGGCUGUGGCUGCUGUCCUCCUUGUUCUGGUUCACCUCUUUCUCCCUGCAUUUCUUCUUAAGGUGCAAACGUAAGUCGAGCUAUGAAGAAUCGGUGUUCUGGAGCAUAUAUGCUUUUUUUGGUUCUGUGUGUAACACUAUUGGAGCCUUAUUAUCAAGACAGCUUACCAUCCAGAUCAUCACUGGGGCAUAUAUGGCAUUGUCUGAUGUUGUACAUUUUGUGUUGACUUUAUUCCCAGCAUGUAACUCCAGAUACAGAAUAAGGCUACAGAGACAACAAAACUCCAGAAGAAAAUACAAGCCUGUCCUAUCUGCUCUCUCACUCUCUAUACUCAUAAGUUUGGGAUGUUGUUACUCCUUAGAAGAAAAAGACCUUCCUCCUUAUGAGCUGCCGCACCCUUCACGUAGAAGGUUACUUGGGACAAUGUUACAGGAAAAUACAGAUGUUGUGGGCUUUACACUUGGAAUUAUUGCUGUUCUGGUCUCCUGGACAGUAAGGGUGCCUACCAUCUCUAGAGUGUGCAAGGGGCUGAUGUUCCCAGUCCUUCAUGUAUGGACCGUGCUGUUCUCUGCCUUGGCCAGUUUGAUGUAUGCAGCUGCCAUCAUGUCACAUGAUCGCCGCCCAGAAUACUUUGUCAAAGCAAUCCCUUGGCUCCUUAUAUCAGUGGGUUCUGCUGCCCUGGAUAUUGCCUUACUAUUUCUAUCUUGUAUAAUGAAAAAUAAACUGGUACAACAGAUGGGUCUUGUAUUAGAUGCAACACUGGAUGAAGAAAACUGUGAGCUACUAGCAGAAGAGGAACUAAAGGCACGAGAGACUAAUGCAGAGAUUUCAAACUGGACACCGCUGAAUAUGGUUCCCAACAGAUGUAUAAGCAGCAAGGUAUCACUUGGACGUUAUGUACGGCUCAGCGUUGAGCAAGUGCAAGAGAAUGAUAAUAGAGCAGUGAGACUACCUGGGGAUGGACAGACUAAUCCUGGGCACGUAAAUCAGAAGGAACCACCCUGUUACCUUGACCUGUCUGUGUAUCCUCCUCCUCGUAUCACACACUACACAAGUUCCCCUUCCAGCUCUUCUGAUGCAUCUUCUAAUACUACUGACCUGGAGUGGGACUUUGAAGAUUUAGAUCAAAAUUGGAAUAAGAAUUCAGAUUUUCUCAGCAUCCAACCAAAUGAUAGCUCCGUCUUGAAAGCCAUAAACAUCUGUCCUGAUCAACCAUUCCCAUCCACUAUUUAUCCAGGAUUUAAAAGCCUUGAAUUGAUUACAAGCUAUAAGAAGACACCUGCAGACUCGACAAAAAUGGAACAGAACUGAAAAACAGAAAAUGGUUUGUUGACUAUGCAUAGGAAAAAGGAAGUUUUGACUCCAUUCUCUGUCAAUCGUUGACUUAUAAAAUAACUCUGUACUACACAACAUGUACAGCUUUUGGGAUGUAAACUGGAUAAAUCUAUUGGGAAAUUCCUUUUUGGACAACAAAACCCAGCACUUUAUGCUAUCGAUCUACAGCAAAAGCUUUUACAUUUAAAGGGGUACUUUGCCCUAGACAUCUUCUCCCCUAGCCAAAGGAACUUCGCUCCAUGCCGGAUGACUGGCAAUGCAGGACAGAAGCUUGUGACAUCACGACCACGCCCCCUCAAUGCAAGUCUAUGGACUGUCACACCCCCUCCCAUAGACUUGCAUUGAGGGGGCAUGGCCAUGGAGUCACGGACCUCCGGCGCUGCACCCGAUGCUCUAAACGAACACCGGGUGCAGAAGGGAGAUCAUGGGGGUCCCCAGCGGUGGGACCCCCGUGAUCGGGGAUAAGAUAUCUUGGGGCGGAGUACCCCUUUAAGUGUUGCACAUUGCCGGAUGUCACCAUCAGGUGCAUUAGCAUUUUUUGCAUUACACUUCGUGUUUUCCUGAAAACUGUUCGAAAUGAAUAGUGGCCAUUUGUUUUGUAUGCAUUAAUUUCCCUUCAUUUUCAACCAUCAUUUUCAUUUUCUUGGAGUCUGAUGUCUUGCAUAAUUAUCCCCUGUUUCAGCCUAUAAAUUAAAA
Messenger RNA from Hyla sarda, 2233 nucleotides. RefSeq names its product transmembrane protein 44 (gene TMEM44). The record is from RefSeq and is a predicted model, not a curated record. Bases 71 to 1513 code for a protein of 480 amino acids. The transcript has 10 exons. NCBI's taxonomy places the organism in Eukaryota, Metazoa, Chordata, Amphibia, Anura, Hylidae.